GCACAGCAACAGAGACUAGUCUUUUGUGUUAAAUAUAAAGUCUAUUUUCUUAAGGUUUUACAGCGCCUUGCUUCAAACAGUGCGCAUCUGAAGAUUUGACAAAAAACACUUCAGGGUUUUAUUAACAAAAUUAGAGACAAUGAGGACCGUGACUCUCCUUCUGUGUUUUGGAAACAUGUUUGUCGUAUUACUGGCCAGUGAUCAACAUUCAGGCCAAAACCCUGUAGUCACACUCAAUGAGACAGACCCCCCUGGUUUCUUAGCAAUGGAAAAAUGGCAAUCCAACAGCUCGCUUCUUCCAAACCAAGUAACAGGAGGAAAAACAGCACAGCCCCCCAUGUGCUUGAAGUCUACUGGAAUUAGAGACGCCUUCAAAUAUAUCAACAUUAUGGUCUCCCUUGUGGUGUUUGUUGUUGGAAUGGUGGGGAAUCUUGCUCUGCUGAAAGUCAUAUAUACAAACAAAACCAUGAGAAGUGGACCUAACAUUAUCAUUGCAAGCCUUGCUUUGGGAGAUCUGAUACACAUUGUGAUAGACAUUCCUAUCAACUCAUACAGGCUUCUGGCAGAGGAUUGGCCCUUUGGUUUAAUAAUGUGCAAAUUUGUACCUUUUCUCCAAAAGACAUCUGUUGGGAUUACUGUGUUGAGCUUAUGUGCCUUAAGUGUUGACAGAUACCGCGCUGUUGUGUCCUGGAAUCAAAUCAAAGGCAUCUGGGUCUCUGUGCGGACUGCGAUUGAAAUAACCCUGAUAUGGGUUUUUUCCAUCCUGCUGGCUGUCCCUGAAAUUGUUGGCUUUGAUAUGAUAACAAUGGACUAUAAAGAGAAGCAUCUGAGGAUAUGUCUGCUUCACCCUAUCCAAACCACAAAGUUCAUGCAGUUUUAUAAAUCUGCAAAAGACUGGUGGCUCUUUGGCUUUUACUUUUGCAUGCCUCUGACCUGGACUGCAGUUUUCUACACACUGAUGACCAGAAAAAUGCUAAGAAACACUGAGAAUACUUUAAGUGAACACAUCAAACAGAGGCGCGAAGUUGCCAAAACUGUGUUCUGCCUGGUUUUGGUGUUUGCACUUUGCUGGUUCCCUCUGUACCUCAGCAGAAUCUUGAAAUGGACCAUAUAUGAUUCAAAGGAUCCUAACAGGUGCCGACUACUAAGUGUCUUCCUCGUCCUUGACUAUUUUGGCAUUAACAUGGCAUCACUAAACUCAUGUAUCAACCCCAUUGCAUUGUACAUUGUCAGCAAAAGAUUCAAGAGGUGUUUCAAGGCAUGUCUGUGCAGUCUCUGUCUGCCUCUCCAAGCCAAUGCCAACGACGAAGUGGUGUCUGUUUUGAAGUCCAAAAUGCAGGAUCAAGCCUCAGAGCAAAGCAGCAACAUCAAAGCUCACCAGGAGCCUCAACCUGUUAACACCUUACUGUGCUAACAAAAAUCCUAAACAAGUGUGAAAAUA
Molecule: messenger RNA, 1441 nt
Organism: Cyprinodon tularosa
Lineage: Eukaryota; Metazoa; Chordata; Actinopteri; Cyprinodontiformes; Cyprinodontidae
Product: endothelin receptor type B-like
Exons: 8
Coding region: 140-1414 (424 amino acids)
Biological process (GO): vasoconstriction; regulation of blood pressure; enteric nervous system development
Cellular component (GO): membrane
Molecular function (GO): endothelin receptor activity
Source: RefSeq, a predicted model, not a curated record